This is a messenger RNA of Populus euphratica (Euphrates poplar), 657 nucleotides long. NCBI's taxonomy places the organism in Eukaryota, Viridiplantae, Streptophyta, Magnoliopsida, Malpighiales, Salicaceae. The record is from the annotation of a RefSeq genome assembly.
AUGGGACAAAAAAUAAAUCCACUUGGUUUCAGACUUGGUACAACCCAAGAUCAUUAUUCUCUUUGGUUUGCACAACCAAAAAAUUUUUUUGAGGGUCUGCAAGAAGAUCAAAAAAUAAGAAAUUGUAUCAAAAAUUAUGUACAAAAAAAUAUGAAAAUUUCUUCUGGUGUUGAAGGAAUUGGACAUAUAGAGAUUCAAAAACGAAUCGAUGUGAUUCAAGUUAUAAUCUAUUUAGGAUUCCCAAAAUUUUUAACAGAAGGUAAACCUAAAAGGAUCAAAGAAUUACAGAUAAAUGUACAAAAAGAACUUAAUUGUAUGAACCGAAAACUCAACAUUUCUAUUACAAGAAUUGAAAACCCUUACAUGCACCCGAAUGUUCUUGCAGAAUUUAUAGCCGGACAAUUAAAGAAUCGAGUUUCAUUUCGCAAAGCAAUGAAAAAGGCUAUUGAAUUAACUGAGCAGAGCAAUACAAAAGGAAUUCAAGUACAAAUUGCAGGGCGUCUUGAUGGAAAAGAAAUUGCACGCGCCGAAUGGGUUAGAGAGGGCAGGGUUCCUCUACAAACUCUUCGAGCUAAAAUUAAUUAUUGUUCUUAUACAGUUAGAACUAUUUAUGGGGUCUUAGGUAUAAAAAUUUGGAUAUUUGUAGACGAGGAAUAG